AAGAAAACAACAGGCACAUUUGCAAAAAUACGACACAAGCCAGCUGUUAUGACUUCGAGUAAAAUACAACUCCUCGGAGAAGUAAGGACGGACGCCGCUGAGCUCAUGGCAUCUCUCAAUCUGAUGCCUUCGCCCGUGCUGAAUCCGGAGAUAAAGUACACCAAGAUUUUCAUUAACAACGAAUGGCAAAACUCUGUGAGCGGAAACACCUUUCCUGUUUACAACCCGUCCAACGGAGAGGAGAUCUGCGAAGUUCAGGAGGCGGAGAAGGCGGAUGUGGAUAAGGCCGUGGGAGCAGCGCGGCUGGCCUUCUCCCUGGGCUCGGUGUGGAGGAAGAUGGAUGCCUCGGAGCGCGGGAGACUGCUGUCCAAGCUGGCUGACCUGGUGGAACGGGACAGCGUCUACCUUGCAACACUAGAAGCCCUGAACAGCGGAAAACCCUUUCUCUCCGCCUUCCAUGUGGAUCUGCAGGGAACCAUAAAGACACUGAGAUAUUUCGCUGGCUGGGCGGACAAGAUCCAUGGCUUGACCAUUCCAAUGGAUGGAGAUUAUUUUUCGUUCACCAGGAAUGAACCCAUCGGCGUGUGUGGACAGAUCAUACCAUGGAACUUUCCCCUGCUGAUGACGGCAUGGAAGCUGGCCCCGGCACUGUGCUGUGGGAACACCGUGGUCAUAAAGCCAGCCGAGCAGGACCCCUCAGCUUGCCUCUACAUGGGGGCCCUCGUCAAAGAGGCCGGGUUUCCACCGGGAGUCGUCAAUAUUUUGCCGGGAUUCGGGCCAACGGCAGGAGCCUCCAUCGCCUCGCACAUGGGCAUAGACAAAGUGGCCUUCACCGGAUCGACUGAGGUUGGAAAGCUGAUCCAGGAAGCCGCUGGUAGGAGCAACUUGAAGAGAGUGACACUGGAGCUGGGAGGGAAGAAUCCCAACAUCAUUUUUGCAGAUGCUGAUUUGGAUGUGGCGGUGGAGCAGGCCCACCAGGGCGUGUUCUUCAACAACGGGCAGUGCUGCACCUCGGGGUCACGGCUGUAUGUGGAGGAGCCCAUCUACGACGAGUUUGUGUGCCGGAGUGUGGAGAGAGCUAAGAGGAGGGUAGUGGGGAGCCCUUUUGACCCCACCACUGAGCAGGGCCCGCAGAUCAGUCAGGAGCAGCAGAGCCGCGUUCUGGAGCUCAUCCACAGUGGGAUUAGCGAGGGGGCGCGGCUGGAGUGUGGAGGCAAAGCCCUGGGGCUGAAGGGGUUCUUCAUCGAGCCCACCGUCUUCUCAAACGUCACCGACGACAUGCGCAUCGCCAAGGAGGAGAUUUUCGGCCCGGUUCAGCAGAUUAUGAAGUUCCAAACCAUAGAGGAAGUCAUCGAGCGAGCCAACAGCUCGGACUACGGCCUGACCGCGGGCGUGUUCACCAAUGAUAUCAACAAGGCCAUGACCGUGUCCACGGCCAUGCAGGCUGGCACGGUUUGGAUAAACUGUUUUAAUGCCCUGGGCUCGCAGUGUCCGUUUGGAGGAUUCAAAAUGUCUGGAAACGGGCGAGAAAUGGGUGAGUAUGGCUUGAGGGAGUACUCAGAGAUCAAGACAGUCACGAUGAAGGUGCUGGAGAAGAACUCGUAGUGGGGUGCACCAUGAACAGAGGACUGUGCCACAGUGGGAACCCCGAUUUCUGCCCUUCUCCACCCGUUAUACUGCAGCACCCAGACUGGCGAUGGAGGUCAUUCUAAUGACCCCAGCCCUCUGCAGUGUACACCGGCUGCUGAAACACCUCACCCAUGCCACUGCCCCCUACUGGUAACUUACGUUAACGCAGGGAGAGGGAAUGGGUGUGGGAGAGAGGGUGUUUCAAAGGUAUACUGAGUGUAAACCUUGCCCUCGAUGUGAUUCUUACCACCAGCGUGAAGUAAACAUUGUGAAAAAGCAAAUUGAUUUUAUUACCUAGAAAUCCAACAAUCACAAGCAGCACAGAUGGAAAAAGAAUGAAGUUUUUGUUUAUGCCUUUUGGAUGUCCCACAAAAGCACUUACAGUGGAGUGACCUUAACUACUCUGAAGUAACUGAAAGCGCAACAAAUAAACUGCAGCUGGCUAACUUAACAAAGAUGAACCCCCGAGCCUCAGCAUGGGUGUCAGUAGAAUGGCUCCUUCACAAGCCUGGGUUUCGAUUGGUUAGCUAGCCAGCAAGCUGUAAACUGUUAAUGGAGAAAACUUUUUACAGCGGCUGGUUGAUUAGAUUGCUUGCUGCUCUGAAUGAGGGGAAUGUGAGACUCUGGGACUUUGAAUGAAGACAUUUUUACAUGUUAAAUUUCACACAAUAUUUUAGUUGAUAUAGUGCACUGCGGCCAUGCAAGACUGUUUGAGUAGUCUCUUAAGUGUCUGGGUAUUGUGAAUUUGAGUCUUUGUGUCUUUUUAUGAAAAUAUUGUGACAUAGACUGUAGUGAGAUUUGUGGCAAGGUAGUAUCUGGCUAACUGAAAAAAUACUUUCACAGGCAAACAGACGUUCUCGUAAAGCUUUUC
Molecule: messenger RNA, 2500 nt
Organism: Megalops cyprinoides (Indo-Pacific tarpon)
Lineage: Eukaryota; Metazoa; Chordata; Actinopteri; Elopiformes; Megalopidae
Product: retinal dehydrogenase 2-like
Molecular function (GO): aldehyde dehydrogenase (NAD+) activity
Source: RefSeq, a predicted model, not a curated record